Molecule: messenger RNA, 8811 nt
Organism: Parnassius apollo (apollo)
Lineage: Eukaryota; Metazoa; Arthropoda; Insecta; Lepidoptera; Papilionidae
Source: the annotation of a GenBank genome assembly
AUGAAUGGAACUCUGAAAGUGUUAAUGUUGAAGCACCUGUUGGUGAGAGUGCAUAGAUUUAUCAAUACAACAGUGGAACUUCUCUCUCCUGUUUUAUUCUUUAUAAUCCUGUAUAUUUUCAAGGACAAAAUAAAUCAGCCCAAACCAUCUCAUGCUCAAAAUGAACUCAACAUAUAUAACACUGAGCCGAUCCCCUUGGAGAGUGUUCGCGGCCCUAGUCUGAUAUACUACACGCCGGACACCGACCUCACCGGGUUGCUGAUGGACCGUGUCGGUGACAAACUGGGACUCGAACGACUCAAAUAUUUCUCAAGAUACCCUACAAGCGGGUACUACCCUAUAGCUAACAUCGGUGACCUGUCAGACACCAUCCAUUUCAUGGACGAGCAUGUAGCGGUCGUCGUGUUUCAGGAUAUAUCUGGCACCUGGCCAAAAAACCUGAACUACACUAUCCGGAUAAAGGCGGACUUCAUGACUCACCUCUAUAACCCGCAAGACGGCGGUGUGGGACCACAUGAGAGAUUUGGUACUAUUUAUGAGCCUUUUAUGCGUCUUCAAUGGGCGAUCGACACUAGCUACUUGCAGCUGCUGGGCGUUAAUAUUAACCAAACAGUAACACUGCAAGAGUUCCCGUACGUCAUGAUGAACUAUAAUGGAAAUCAAGUUAUUGUGAUAUUAAGCGCAGUUUUGAACGUGAUGUGCUGGCUCUCUCUGCUGCUAGUCUUCGUGUUCCUCAUGUCACGACUGCUGGAAGAACGCAUUUCGGGUAUAGAGGAAUUAAUAAAAAUGUCGGGUGUGUCUGGCAACACGCUGGGCAUCUCCCACUUCCUGAACGUCGUGCCGACCGGACUCAUGUACUGCGUAGUCAACACCGCUCUUCUGACGGCCUCCGCAAACCCUGUCAUACCUUCGUCCAAUCCCUUGCUGAUUUGCAUCAUAUUGGCGCUGCAUUUUGUCAGUGUGAUCGCUAUGGCUUUCGCUUGCAGCUACUUCGUGAAAAAUACCCAGUACGUGGUGACGCUUUCGUUGUUCGCGUACGUGGCGCUGUGGGUGCCGUGGAGACUGGCGUCCGAGCACGCGCCGCGGUCGCUGAUUGCGCUGGCCGGCCUGCUGCCGCACAUGCCGCUGCACGCUUUCUGGGAGGAGCUCGCAGCGCUCGAGCGUUUCGGUCAAGGCUUAGCAUUCAGCAACAUGGCUAAGACGCACGGCGCCAAGAGCUUUUCCGUGCUGUUGUCUAUGCUGUUCUUUAUAGUGCAGAGCGCGAUCUUCUUCCUGCUAGCCUGGUACCUCUCCCACGUCAAUCCUGGACCCUACGGGCAAGCUUUGCCUUGGAGCUUUAUUUUUCGGCGGCAGUAUUGGUAUCAGAAGAAGAUAACACCGAAAACAGAAUUUGAAGAAUCUGAAGAACCCAUCACGCAAGAUCCGCUGUUCUUUGAGGAUGCGCCAAAGAACCUUGAAGCCGGAAUCAAAAUUGUUAACGUGACCAAGGUGUUUCCAAAGAAACUUGCACUCUCUAACGUAUCACUUGACAUAUACAAAGGUGAAAUCACAGUACUACUGGGACACAACGGCGCUGGCAAGACUACUCUCAUGAACAUAAUUACAGGAAUGAUAAGUGCAACAUCUGGCAAAGUGUAUGUGGAGGGAUUUGAUAACGUCACCCAGAAAAACAAGGUGCGGAAGCUGAUAGGUCUAUGUCCUCAACACAACCUGUUCUUCUCAAACCUCACCGUGCUGGAGCAUAUUAUAUUCUUCUCUAUGCUUAAAGGCAUGGGGUACCGCGAGGCGCGGGUGGAGUCCAGUGAGCUGGUGCGGCAGCUCGGGCUGGUGGGCAAGGAGUCCAGCCGCAGCGGGCAGCUGUCGGGCGGCAUGAAGCGGCGCCUGCAGCUGGCCUGCGCGUUGGCCGGCCGCGCGCGCGUGCUCGUGCUGGACGAGCCCACGUCCGGCCUCGACGUGGAGACGCGCCGCUCGCUGUGGGACCUGCUGCUGGUGAGUGACGAGCCCACGUCCGGCCUCGACGUGGAGAUGCGCCGCUCAUUGUGGGACCUGCUGCUGGUGAGUGACGAGCCCACGUCCGGCCUCGACGUGGAUACGCGCCGCUCGCUGUGGGACCUGCUGCUGGUGAGUGACGAGCCCACGUCCGGCCUCGACGUGGAGACGCGCCGCUCGCUGUGGGACCUGCUGCUGGUGAGUGACGAGCCCACGUCCGGCCUCGACGUGGAGACGCGCCGCUCGCUGUGGGACCUGCUGCUGGUGAGUGACGAGCCCACGUCCGGCCUCGACGUGGAGACGCGCCGCUCGCUGUGGGACCUGCUGCUGGUGAGUGACGAGCCCACGUCCGGCCUCGACGUGGAGACGCGCCGCUCGCUGUGGGACCUGCUGCUGGUGAGUGACGAGCCCACGUCCGGCCUCGACGUGGAGACGCGCCGCUCGCUGUGGGACCUGCUACUGGUGGGGAGCACGUCCGGCCUCGAUGUGGAACGCGCCGCUCGCUGUGGGACCUGCUGCUGCCUCGACGUGGAGACGCGCCGCUCGCUGUGGGACCUGCUACUGGUGAGUGACGAGCCCACGUCCGGUCUCGAUGUGGAGACGCGCCGCUCGCUGUGGGACCUGCUGCUGGUGAGUGACGAGCCCACGUCUGGCCUCGACGUAGAGACACGCCGCUCGCUGUGGGACCUGCUGCUGUCGCUGCGCGGUGAUCGCUGCGUGCUACUGAGCACGCACUUCAUGGAGGAGGCGGAUGCGCUGGGCGACCGCGUGGCGGCGCUGCACAACGGCCGUCUGCGCUGCCACGCUACCACCAUGCACCUCAAGCGCGCGCUUGGUACGUCCUGCGCACUACUCUGUACACUCUAUAUACACAUGUACACGCUGCUUGCUUCACGUCACCACCAUGCACCUCAAGCGCGCGCUCGGUACGUUCCGCGCACUACUCUGUACACUAUAUAUACACAUGUACACACUGCACGCUUUACGUCACCACCAUGCACCUCAAGCGCGCACUCGCGCGAUUUAGGCUUCGGUGUGUGGCGCGACGACAGCGCCGCUACACCACCAUGCACUUCAAGCGCGCGCUCGGUACGUCCCGCGCACUACUCUGUAUACUCUAUAUACACAUGUACACGCUGCACGCUUCACGUCACCACCAUGCACCUCAAGCGCGCGCUCGGUACGUCCCGCGCACUACUCUGUACACUCUAUAUACACAUGUACACGCUGCACGCUUCACGUCACCACCAUGCACCUCAAGCGCGCGCUCGGUACGUCCCGCGCACUAUUCUGUACACUCUAUAUACACAUGUACACGCUGCACGCUUCACGUCACCACCAUGCACCUCAAGCGCGCGCUCGGUACGUCCCGCGCACUGCUCUGUACACUCUAUAUACACAUGUACACGCUGCACGCUUCACGUCACCACCAUGCACCUCAAGCGCGCGCUCGGUACGUCCCGCGCACUAUUCUGUACACUCUAUAUACACAUGUACACGCUGCACGCUUCACGUUACCACCAUGCACCUCAAGCGCGCGCUGGGUACGUCCCGCGCACUAUUCUGUACACUCUAUAUACACAUGUACACGCUGCACACUUCACGUCACCACAAUGCACCUCAAGCGCGCGCUCGGUACGUCCCGCGCACUACUCUGUACACUCUAUAUACACAUGUACACGCUGCACGCUUCACGUCACCACCAUGUACCUCAAGCGCGCGCUCGGUACGUCCCGCGCACUAUUCUGUACACUCUAUAUACACAUGUACACGCUGCACGCUUCACGUCACCACAAUGCACCUCAAGCGCGCGCUCGGUACGUCCCGCGCACUACUCUGUACACUCUAUAUACACAUGUACACGCUGCACGCUUCACGUCACCACCAUGCACCUCAAGCGCGCGCUCGGUACGUCCCGCGCACUGCUCUGUACACUCUAUAUACACAUGUACACGCUGCACGCUUCACGUCACCACCAUGCACCUCAAGCGCGCGCUCGGUACGUCCCGCGCACUGCUCUGUACACUCUAUAUACACAUGUACACGCUGCACGCUUCACGUCACCACCAUGCACCUCAAGAGCGCGCUCGGUACGUCCCGCGCACUAUUCUGUACACUCUAUAUACACAUGUACACGCUGCACGCUUCACGUCACCACAAUGCACCUCAAGCGCGCGCUCGGUACGUCCCGCGCACUACUCUGUACACUCUAUAUACACAUGUACACGCUGCACGCUUCACGUCACCACCAUGCACCUCAAGCGCGCGCUCGGUACGUCCCGCGCACUAUUCUGUACACUCUAUAUACACAUGUACACGCUGCACGCUUCACGUCACCACAAUGCACCUCAAGCGCGCGCUCGGUACGUCCCGCGCACUACUCUGUACACUCUAUAUACACAUGUACACGCUGCACGCUUCACGUCACCACCAUGCACCUCAAGCGCGAGCUCGGUACGUCCCGCGCACUACUCUGUACACUCUAUAUACACAUGUACACGCUGCACGCUUCACGUCACCACAAUGCACCUCAAGCGCGCGCUCGGUACGUCCCGCGCACUAUUCUGUACACUCUAUAUACACAUGUACACGCUGCACGCUUCGCGUCACCACCAUGCACCUCAAGCGCGCGCUCGGUACGUCCCGCGCACUACUCUGUACACUCUAUAUACACAUGUACACGCUGCACGCUUCACGUCACCACCAUGCACCUCAAGCGCGCGCUCGGUACGUCCCGCGCACUAUUCUGUACACUCUAUAUACACAUGUACACGCUGCACGCUUCACGUCACCACAAUGCACCUCAAGCGCGCGCUCGGUACGUCCCGCGCACUACUCUGUACACUCUAUAUACACAUGUACACGCUGCACGCUUCACGUCACCACCGUGCACCUCAAGCGCGCGCUCGGUACGUCCCGCGCACUAUUCUGUACACUCUAUAUACACAUGUACACGCUGCACGCUUCAUGUCACCACAAUGCACCUCAAGCGCGCGCUCGGUACGUCCCGCGCACUACUCUGUACACUCUAUAUACACAUGUACACGCUGCACGCUUCACGUCACCACCAUGCACCUCAAGCGCGCGCUCGGUACGUCCCGCGCACUACUCUGUACACUCUAUAUACACAUGUACACGCUGCACACUUCACGUCACCACCAUGCACCUCAAGCGCGCGCUCGGUACGUCCCGCGCACUGCUCUGUACACUCUAUAUACACAUGUACACGCUGCACGCUUCACGUCACCACCAUGCACCUCAAGCGCGCGCUCGGUACGUCCCGCGCACUAUUCUGUACACUCUAUAUACACAUGUACACGCUGCACGCUUCACGUCACCACCAUGCACUUCAAGCGCGCGCUCGGUACGUCCCGCGCACUACUCUGUACACUCUAUAUACACAUGUACACGCUGCACGCUUCACGUCACCACCAUGCACCUCAAGCGCGCGCUCGGUACGUCCCGCGCACUACUCUGUACACUCUAUAUACACAUGUACACGCUGCACGCUUCACGUCACCACCAUGCACCUCAAGCGCGCGCUCGGUACGUCCCGCGCACUAUUCUGUACACUCUAUAUACACAUGUACACGCUGCACGCUUCACGUCACCACCAUGCACUUCAAGCGCGCGCUCGGUACGUCCCGCGCACUACUCUGUACACUCUAUAUACACAUGUACACGCUGCACGCUACCACCAUGCACCUCAAGCGCGCGCUCGGUACGUUCCGCGCACUACUCUGUACACUCUAUAUACACAUGUACACGCUGCACGCUUCACGUCACCACAAUGCACCUCAAGCGCGCGCUCGGUACGUCCCGCGCACUACUCUGUACACUCUAUAUACACAUGUACACGCUGCACGCUUCACGUCACCACCAUGCACCUCAAGCGCGCGCUCGGUACGUCCCGCGCACUGCUCUGUACACUGUAUAUACACAUGUACACGCUGCACGCUUCACGUCACCACCAUGCACCUCAAGCGCGCUUACGGAACCGGUUACCGGCUGUCUUUCACUACUAUCGGAAUACCAAAAGAGCAAGCCAUCACAAACGUUGUUAAGUCCCACGUGGCUGAUGCAUCCGUCAAGGAAAAGUCUCUUAACACCAUCACCUACAAUCUGCCAGCGAAGAACAGCACAAAAUUUCCCCAACUGUUUAAGACUUUGGAAUCAAAAAGAUCUGAACUGGCUAUCGAUACUAUAGGUGUUGGUAUUUCUACGUUGGAAGAAGUGUUUUUGAAAUUGUGCAGUGACAUCGACACUACGUUCACUCAAGACGGCGUAGAUGGCGGAUCAGUUGAGCCUACCUACAAGACAGUGACCGGUAUUCGUCUCUACUGGCGACAGCUGCUGGUGUUGCUCAGAAGACAAGUCAAGUAUCUACUGUCCAAAAAGAUGUCGGUUUUAAUUCUGCUAGUGAUCAUGCCAAUCCUCACGUUGGCCGUCUUUACAUACAUAUCGAACGACUCGAGCAACGAUGUCAAACGCAACCCUGUUGCAUUGAUGGAUUUGAGCCUGUAUGAGGAUUUGCCGGAGCGACGCGUACUGUACAACAUCAACACCUCCGACAUCGCACUGAGGACUCUCACCGACCAUUAUAAUGACGUCGUCUUUGAAAAAACAGACGAUGUUGUCGCUUCCUUACUUGCCUAUGGUAAAAAGGACAUCGUAGAAUACAACAAAUACUUGGUUGGGAUUGAACUCAACGAUACGGACGCUAAGGUGCUGUUCACGACGCGGGUGCGGCACGCGGCGCCAGCAGCGCUGAGCCUGCUGGCGGCGCUGCUCGGGGCGUUGUCCGCCGCGCCGCUCGGUGCGCCGCGAGCCGCGCACUCGCUGGCCACCUACAACCAGCCACUCGCCGACCCGAAGCUCGACAGCUCGUCCGCCAACUCAAUGGUGCAGCCGAAAAACGUCGUCAUGUCUGCCAUGUGGGCCUCAGUCGUUGUUUUCGUGGUCCUGGCGACGAACAUCAAUUUGGUGUCGCUGCCGUGCAAAGAGCGACGGUCGGGCGCGCGGCGGCUGCACUUGCUGGCGGGCUGCGACGGCUCGCUGCACUGGGCCGCCACGCUGCUGGCGCACACCGCGCUGUGCGUGCUGACGCUGCUGCUGCCCGCGCUGCUGCUCGCCGCCAGCCUCGACGCCGAGGCCACGCUCUCACAGCCGGACCUGCUCGGCACUAUGUUUGUGGUGCUGCUCCUGGGCAGUCUCUCCUUCUUCUCGUUCAUGUACCUGGUGAGCUUCUACUUUGGCGAGCGUGGCUCCAGCACGGUACUCGUCGCCUGUAUCAUUAUAUUCGGUUUCUUUACGACGUCAAUGAAGACAGCCGACGACAUUUUCAAAGGCAAUCAGGACAAAGAUUUCUGGCACUAUAUUCUGACCUUCUGCAGCUUCAUCGCCCCGCCGCAUACAUUGACUAUUGCAGCCAUGAAGGCCGUCAACGUGGCGCGAUUGAACGCGUAUUGUACGCUCAACAAGCCUAAAUGCCCCCGUCUGUUCGUGCCCGAAGACGGAUUCGACACGAAUACUUGUUGUGUAUUGAACAGCAACCCGAGAUGCUACUUCUGCAUAGAUGACUACUCACCCGCACAGUCGAUGCUGAUUAUGUUCUGUCAAUUCAUCGUUUAUAUGACGCUGGUGAUCCUAACGCAGCACGGUGUGUUCAACCGGCUUGCUGACCGCUUGUUCAAUCAACGCUACUCUCCGAAAUAUAAAGACGAUGCAGAUGAAAUGGUGCGCGCUGAGAAGACAUACGUCAGCCAGGCGAUCGCUCUGCCCCCUAACCAGAUUCAGGAAGCGAUGCUCGUGGACGACAUUCAUAAAAACUACGUACAGUUGUUCAAGAAAUCUUGCAACGCCGUUAAGGGUGUCAGUUUCUCCGUGAAAAAGGGAGAAUGCUUCGGGCUGCUGGGCGUUAACGGCGCCGGAAAAUCAUCGACCUUCAAGAUGCUAACCGCCGAGGAAUGUCCUACACGUGGGACUAUUUUUGCCAAUGGGCAACACUUAAAAAAGAACCGCGGGAAGUAUCUUCACUCCCUGGGCUACUGUCCGCAAUUCUUCGGGCUGGAUGACUUCCUGAGCGGCUACGACAACUUGGCUCUCCUACUUACACUACGAGGACUCUCCGCUAAAGACGUAAAGAGCGCGGCUAUGUCUUGGAUUGAAGUUGUCGGACUGCAGCAGAGCGCGGGGCGGCGCGCGGCGGGCUACAGCGGCGGCAUGGCGCGGCGGCUGGCGGCGGGCGCGGCGCUGUGCACGGGCGCGCGCGUGGCGCUGCUGGACGAGCCCACGUCGGGCGUGGACGUGUCGGCACGCCGCCGCGUCUGGGCGGCUCUACGCCGGGCGCUCGCCGCUCGUCGCGCCACGGUCGUCACCUCACACAGCAUGGACGAGAUGGAGGCGCUGUGCUCGCGGAUCGCGAUAAUGUCCGGCGGACGCGUGCGCGCGCUCGGCUCGGCGGCCGCGCUGCGCGCCGCGCACGCCAGCGGGCACGCCGUGCAGCUAAAGCUGCGGCCCGGUCCCGCUCACUCGUACAAAGACGUGACGGAUAGCAGUAAGUCGGAUGUAGAGCGACUUAAAUCUGAGCUACAUCAGAAAUUCAACUGCCAACUCAAGGAUGAGCACAAGACGAUGCUCCACUACCACAUAAACGAGACGAUGCGCUACAGCGACCUGUUCACCGAGCUGGAGGCACUGAAGAACUUAAAUCCGAUCGUCGAGGACUACUCCGUCACGGAGACCACGCUUGAAGAGGUGUUCUUGUCCUUCGCCAAGGAAAACCAUAACGAUACCGGCGACAUUGCGGUCACCGCUGUUUAA